ACAAGGGAUACCUUCCACCAUGCUCAUGAAUAUUAUACCGACGUGGCCACUCUACUCCCUACGAACCGCCCAUGUGCUCUGAUAACGCAACAUCUUUGGCCUAUCUCUGCCAAGUCACAAUAAGCCCUUAAACGCGACCUUCCCUUUCAAGGCUCCUACAAGCUCAAACUACACGCGAGACGAACCUGCACCGGUAUACCAGCUCAGAACUGCAGUGAAACCGGUGGUUGGCUUCAUCUGCAGACGGGGGAACAGAGCAGCAACCAUGGGAGACGAUACGGAUCGUCGGUAGCUAUCUCGCGAGCCACUGACUGUACGCAUCUCGCCUCGGGCCUUUUUACCGUUGUCUUGUGCGAGAUAGGAAACGGGAGGAACAUCUUGGCUCUGACUGGUCUCUCCCUCUCUCUCUCCCAUCAGAAGCAAGAGGCACUAUGUUUAGUAGAUGGAACUUGGCUAUCUAAUAUAGGAAAAGGAGGGACACUGACAGGGAGAGACGAGAAGAAGUAUAAGUAAACAAUCCCAUUCCCUCCCUCCCUCUCUCUCACCAGGCAGCAACAACAGCAACAGCAACAGCAGCAGCAACAGCAGCAGCAGACAUCCCUCUAUCCAUCCUCUCAGCCACCACUCCACCCACCAAACAAACAAGAUGCAAUUCUCCUUCCUCAGCGCCGCUCUGCUCUUCGCAGUCGGCACCAUCUCCGCCCCAACCGCCCUCCCCGCUGACGGAAAUGUCAUUGUCACCCGUCAAUCUGCAACCACCUGUGGCAGCUACCAGUACACUGCAGCCCGCGUCCGCGCCGCCUUGAACCAGGGAGUCAUGUACUACAACAACGGCCAACAAGUCGGAGACAACGACUACCCUCACACGUUCAACAACCGCGAAGGCUUCAACUUCGCCGUCUCUGGCCCUUACCAAGAAUUCCCCAUCUUGCAAAACGGAAACGUCUACACCGGUGGUUCGCCCGGUGCCGAUCGUGUCGUCUUCAACACCAAUGGAGCCUAUGCCGGUGCCAUUACCCACACGGGUGCCAGUGGGAAUAACUUUGUUGGAUGCAGUGGUACUUCGUUGUAGAGUAUUGUGGAAUAGUACCUAGAAUUGAUGAUUGAUGAUUAUGGUGAAAUCAAAAAUAAAAAUAAAGAAUGGGGGAAGUUACUAUCUGUAUGUAGUACUACCUAAGGUACCUACUACCUACUAGGGAAAGAGUGUGGUGGAGAGUGGAGAUGGGAGUGGAGUGGCUGAGGUGGGGAUGGGGAUAGGGAGAUACCUAAGGUACCUCCUAGGGUGGAGCUGUGAGAUGGAAUGGAAUGGAAUGGAAUGGAAUGGAAUGAACAAGGAUGAGAUGAAAAUGCUCCAGGAUGUGUUUGUUGCUGUUGCUGUUGCUCGGUACCUAGAUAGCACAGAUCACAUAUGGCAUUAGCAUUGGC
Messenger RNA from Sphaerulina musiva SO2202, 1425 nucleotides. RefSeq names its product extracellular guanyl-specific ribonuclease RntA. Gene Ontology annotation, molecular function: RNA nuclease activity; RNA binding. Bases 647 to 1072 code for a protein of 141 amino acids. The transcript is spliced from 2 exons. Lineage: Eukaryota; Fungi; Ascomycota; Dothideomycetes; Mycosphaerellales; Mycosphaerellaceae. The record is from RefSeq and is a predicted model, not a curated record.